GUGUAACCCUAUCAUUUUGUAUAGCCUUACUUGGUCUAUCCUACUUCAAGAGGACGAUAAAACGGAGUUUGUCAGUUUGUAUGUGCUUCGAUGUGGUCUCUGUUCGCUUCUGCAACAUCCAGCUGAAUAACACCAGGAAACUUUGAAAUGACUUCCACGGAGAUUUAUGUUUAAGGACAAAAACUAUCACAGAACAAAAUGAGGAGUCGCAGUAAUUCUGGGGUCAAACUUGACAACUAUGCUCGAAUAGUCCAGCAAACUAUUCUCCGUUUUCAAGACCCAGUAACAGGUCUUCUGCCGGCAAGUGAGGAGCACCCGGAUGCUUGGGUUCGUGACAAUGUUUACAGCGUCGUGUCAGUGUGGGCCCUUAGUCUGGCCUACCGAAAGAACGCUGACCGCGACGAGGACAAAGCCAAGGCCUACGAGCUGGAACAAAGUGUUGUGAAGCUCAUGAGGGGUUUACUUCAGUGCAUCAUGCGGCAGCUGGACAAAGUGGAGAAGUUCAAGUACAGCAAGAGCACCAUGGACUGCCUCCAUGCCAAGUACAAUACCCACACCUGCGCCGCUGUGGUGGGUGAUGGAGAGUGGGGGCACUUGCAGCUGGAUGCCACCUCCGUCUACCUGCUCUUCCUUGCGCAGAUGACUGCCUCAGGACUGCACAUUAUCUACACUCAGGAUGAAGUGGACGUGGUGCAGAACCUAAUGUUUUAUAUAGAGACCGCAUACAAAAUAGCUGAUUAUGGAAUGUGGGAACGAGGGGACAAGACCAACCAGGGAAUUCCCGAGCUAAACGCUAGCUCCAUAGGCAUGGCUAAAGCUGCAUUGGAGGCCCUUGAUGAACUGAAUCUGUUUGGUGCCAAAGGAGGACCCAGUUCUGUGGUUCACGCUUUAGCGGAUGACAUCCAGCACUGCCAGUCCAUCCUGAACUCUAUGUUACCCAGAGCCUCCACCUCUAAAGAAGUGGAUGCCGGAGUUCUCUCCAUCAUCUCUUACCCGGCAUUUGCUGUGGAGGACAUGAACAUAGUGAACAUCACCAAGGAAGAGAUCAUCUCCAAACUCCAGGGACGAUAUGGCUGCUGCAGGUUUCUCCGAGAUGGACAUAAAACCCCUAAAGAGGACCCUAACCGGCUGUACUAUGAAUCUGCUGAGCUGAAACUGUUUGAGAACAUUGAGUGUGAGUGGCCACUGUUCUGGGCCUACCUCAUCCUGGAUGGCAUUUUCAUCAACAGUCCUGAACAGGUGGAGGAAUAUCGAGAGGCGUUGGAUGGAAUAUUGAUCAAACGGAAGGAUGGGAUUCGUCUGGUGCCUGAACUUUACAGUGUACCUGCUGAUAAGGUGGAUGAAGAGUAUGUGAACCCUCAUUCAGUGGAGAGGAUCCCCAUGGGAAAAUGCCCCCUGAGAUGGGGGCAGUCUCUUUACAUCCUUGGAAACUUACUGGCAGAGGGUUUCUUGGCCCCCGGAGAAAUCGAUCCACUAAACCGACGAUUCUCCACCAUCCCCAAACCAGAUGUUGUCGUCCAAGUCUCUAUUGUGGCUGAGAAUGAGGACAUUAAGGCAUUGCUGCUGAAGAACGGGAUUGAGGUGGAGACGGUAGCAGACAUCCAUCCCAUUCGGAUGCAGCCUGCACGAGUCCUCAGCCACAUUUAUGCCAGACUAGGGCGUAAUCAGAGAUUGGGACUAACGGGAAGACCGUACCGUAGAAUUGGCGUGUUGGGGACGUCAAAGCUGUACAUCGUCCGUAACACCAUAUUUGCCUUCACGCCUCAGUUCAUAGACCAUCAGCAGUUCUACCUGGCCCUGGAUAACAGGAUGAUAGUGGAGAUGUUACGCAAUGACCUAGCAUACCUGUCUUCUCGCUGGAGGAUGACUGGCCGCCCGACGGUCACAUUUCCCAUCUCCCAGACCAUGCUCACUGAGGAUAGAACUGAUCUGGAUCCUGCUGUUUUAGCCACACUGAAGAAACUUCAGGAUGGAUACUUUGGAGGAGCAAGGAUACAGACAGGGAAGCUGUCGGAGUUCCUGACCACCUCGUGUUUUGCUAACUUGAGCUUCAUGGAUAAUGGUAAGACAGAGACCAGCAGCAUGAGCUGGGAGGAAGAGGAUGAUGAAGAUGGCUGCUUUGCUGAGGGGACUAUGCAUGAGUUUAAUGAUGAGAUAGACGACUUGGCGGAGUAUUUGGACCGGCUUUUGUUGACCGCUGUGCCCCCGCAGCCUCUGAAAGUGGAGGGCAAACCCGGUGGACUGAGCCGUUUCCGGGCAGCCGCCAAAAAGACACAAGAGAUGGUGUCUCUAAUGAACAAAGCCAAAGAGCUCAACAUUCACAACGUGCACAUGUAUCUCCCAACGAAGCUCUUCCGCUCUCCUCAGCCUGCACUGAACCUUAAAGACUCUUCAGGCCCUGCGGCCUCCCGGGGUCCGGAAGUGAUGGUGACCGCAGAAUGUAACCUUCCCAGGGACGCUAGCGGGGGUAUUGACUACAAGGCCUUGGCCCACCUGCUUAAAGAGACCCAGAAUUUACAGGACCAGGCCGAUAUUCUUUACAUCCUCUUCAAAGACAAAGGUAUGGACUGGGACACACACAUUCACGGUAAGGGCAGCACGGUGCGUAACCUGCUGGCGGAUCUGUACGACAAAGCCGGAGACCUGAAACACUGGGGCCUCAUCCGAAUGAUUUCCGGAAUGCUCCGCAAGAAAGUGGAGGAGCUGGAUUGGGCCUGUUCUGACCUGCUGGCCCACCAGAAACACCUGACAGUGGGAUUACCGCCGGAGCCUCGUGAGAAGACCAUCUCAGCACCCUUGCCUCCUGACCAGCUGGCCAGAAUGAUCGACCAAGCCAGUGAAAACAACAUCACCAUUGCCAUUCUCACACAGGAGAUCAUGGUGUACCUGGCUAUGAACAUUCGGGCCCAGCCCAGUCUGUUCCGCGAGAUGUUCCGGCUGAGGAUCGGACUCAUCAUUCAGGUCAUGGCCACUGAACUUGCCCAGUCACUCAACUGCUCAGGUGAGGAGGCUACAGAAAGUCUAAUGAGUCUCCGUCCAUCUGAACUGAAGAACCUGUUGCAUCACAUCCUCAGCGGCAAAGAGUUCGGUGUCCAGAAGAGUGUGCGUCCGGGGGAGCCGGGCGUCAGCCCCGCCAUCUCCAUCCAGGAGGUCGGACAUGCAGGUGCUACCAAGAGUGAGAGAUCAGGCAUCAGCAAGCUGAAGAGUGACAUGAAAUUGCUGGAGAAACGCAGGUUGUCAUGGCCGGCCCACAGUAAGAGUGUUCCAUCACACUCCUUGGAUAUUGAGCAUAUAGAAUCUGGGAAGUAUCGGUUACCAUCUAUAGAGUCCCUUGACGCAGGGUUGGGUGGAUCUCCGGUGAGGGACAGUAGGCAAGGCCAAUGGCUACGCAGGAGGAGGCUGGAUGGAGCUCUCAAUAGAGUCCCGGUGGGCUUUUACCAAAAAGUCUGGAAGAUUCUACAGAAGUGCCAUGGACUUUCCAUCGAGGGGUUUGUGCUUCCAUCGUCAACCACACGAGAGAUGACCCCCGGCGAGAUUAAGUUUGCGGUUCACGUGGAGACGGUUCUUAACCGCGUGCCGCAGCCGGAGUACAGGCAGCUGCUGGUGGAGGCCAUUCUGGUGCUGACCAUGUUGGCAGAUGUGGAAAUCCAAAGCGUCGGCAGCAUUAUCCACGUGGAGAAGAUCGUUCACAUCGCCAACGACAUGUUCUACCAGGAUCAGGUAUAUCUGGGUGCAGAAGAGAACAUUCUAGAGAAAGACCACUCCACGGGAAUCUGCAGGCUCCUGUACGACAGUGCUCCAAGCGGACGCUUUGGCACCAUGACUUACCUUACCAAGGCAGUGGCCAUUUACGUCCAGGAGUUCCUUCCCAGUGGUUCCUGUGCACUUCAGUGAUGUUCCACAUCCACAAUCAGUGUGACCAGAAUGGUCCUUGUCCUCUUAACGUAGUGAAGAGCUUACCUAUGUAACAACCCACUGUCGUGGAUAGGUCAGAGUAAUAAUCUAACGCACAUUGACAGUAAGUCAGCACAAUAUGUCUAAUGUAAUUGCUGAAGUGGCAGAUCACAUCAGCAGAGUUACUGUACUGGUGGUUAAAUCUAAGUCUAAUAUAUACAUACACUAAUUUGCCACUGAAUGCAAACUGUAAAAAUCUGUUUGAAAAAAUUCAGUAUUUAUGUCAGGUAUGAAAUAACUAAUGAUAUGAGUUGUACGAAAAAGCGUAACGUAAUAUAUUUGUUGGUCAGUCAUAAAUAGAUGAUACAGG
Messenger RNA from Chanos chanos (milkfish), 4264 nucleotides. RefSeq names its product phosphorylase kinase, alpha 1a (muscle) (gene phka1a). The record is from RefSeq and is a predicted model, not a curated record. NCBI's taxonomy places the organism in Eukaryota, Metazoa, Chordata, Actinopteri, Gonorynchiformes, Chanidae. The transcript has 33 exons. Gene Ontology annotation, biological process: glycogen metabolic process. The coding region runs from base 199 to 3894 and encodes 1231 amino acids. Gene Ontology annotation, cellular component: phosphorylase kinase complex. Gene Ontology annotation, molecular function: calmodulin binding.